Messenger RNA from Neodiprion virginianus, 858 nucleotides. RefSeq lists its product as uncharacterized. The coding region runs from base 1 to 858 and encodes 285 amino acids. NCBI's taxonomy places the organism in Eukaryota, Metazoa, Arthropoda, Insecta, Hymenoptera, Diprionidae. The record is from RefSeq and is a predicted model, not a curated record. Gene Ontology annotation, molecular function: nucleic acid binding; zinc ion binding. The transcript has a single exon.
AUGGGUGAUCCUGCCCCCGUAAUCCAAGUUAACGCCAGCGCAGCCAACUUUCUGCAACUCCCGAACAACUUCGACUUCUCAAAACCAGAAACGUGGCCCACCUGGAAAAAACGUUUCAUGAGAUAUUUAAACGUAGCAGCCCUGUCGGCGAAACCAGCAGUGGAGAAGAUCGACCUCGUGCUGUACGCGAUGGGAGAAAAAAGUGAGGAGAUCUUUAUGCAAGUGAUGCCAGAGCCCGACGGUAAGAGUUUUGAAGACGUGAUGCGAGCCCUCACGGACUAUUUCGAGCCAAAGAAAAACGUUGUCUUCGAGAGGUCUCGUUUCAACUCUCGAUCUCAGCUCGCCGGAGAAACAGUCGACCAAUACGUCACAGCGCUGCACGUCAUGGCAGAAAAGUGCAAUUAUGGUCAGCUAAGGGACGAGUUAAUUAGAGACCGCAUCGUCAUGGGGCUAACAGAUACGCGAACAAAAGAGCGCUUGCAACUCAAGUCCGACCUAACCCUAGAUUCCGCCGUGACUAUCGCUCGCCAAACCGAAGAUCAGCGUCGGCAAGUAAAAUCUCUACCGGCAGCUCCCGAAGUCAUCGACAUCGAUAGAGUGAAAGUCGCCACCGGCGGUGGCCAACGCUCCGCGCCGAAAGGACAAAAUACGGAUUGUUCGAGAUGCGGCCUGAAAUUCCACAGAAACAACAAAUGUCCGGCGCUAACCUCAAAGUGUCGCAGCUGCGGAAAAAUCGGUCAUUGGGACAAAGCCUGCCGAUCAAAAUCGGUGAAUCUCGCACAUGCCGCAACAAGCGAGGUUACAGACAAAGAAGAAGAAGAGACCAGCAAGGUUUAUUUCCUGGGGAACGUCUCGUAA